Molecule: messenger RNA, 1938 nt
Organism: Trichobilharzia szidati
Lineage: Eukaryota; Metazoa; Platyhelminthes; Trematoda; Strigeidida; Schistosomatidae
Source: the annotation of a GenBank genome assembly
AUGUACAGGGAGUGGAAUAUUGGAUUUAUAAUAUGUAAACUGUGGAUUAUAUUUAUGUGGUUCAAUGUGCAACAGUUUUAUAUUCAUGUUUCUACGGAAAACAUGGAUUAUAAUAAUAAUAAUCUAAAAAAUAUUCAAGAAGGAAAUUUUGCACAAUGGUAUGAGGAACUAAAGAAUUCAGGUUUGAAAUAUCCAGAUUCUUUUUAUUGUGAACCUUGGAGUACUAAUAUGAGUCAGGAUUUAGACAGUGGAUUACGAAGCUGUAGUGGUACAAAUUUCAAAAUGAAUAAUGUUGGUCUGAAUGUCGCGUAUCAAAUGCACCUUACAGAUCAACAGGCUGUUAAGCUAAUUGUAGGAAAGAAUCUUAUUACUGAAAACUUAUUUACAACAAAUGAUAUUUAUCAGUCUUCCGUGAUCAAUGAAAAUGAUUCCGUUGUCAAAUUCAUUUCCUUUCGGAACUCAGGAAUUCAAGUAACCGUCACAUUAUCAGAAUUGAAUAUUUUUCCUGUUUUCGAGGAUGUUACUUAUGAAGGCGUUAACGAUAUUAUUUUGAAUGCACUACCUGGUACUUAUGCAUUUCGACAAAAGCAACCAUUACUAAAGAUUGCUAACAAAUUUUGUAGAUAUCCUCUUCCAUCUCGAUAUCUUCUAUCACUCAAAGCAUUUCGCAGAAGGCAAACAUUUGGGUACAAACGUGAAUGCAAAAGCGAAUCUCAGAGAAUUACAACUUUUUGUCUGAUGAAUUCACAUACGGACUAUCCUGGCAAUGAAGAGGAGAAAAUACAUUUUUACGAGAGAUCUAUAAAUGAUCAAUGUGGACGUAAUCAAGCAGCUUUCCUUCCACAUGAUCCUAAUUCAUUUUACUGUACUCGAGAUACACCAUUAAUCAAUGAAAUAUUCGGUGAAUAUGUUCAAGAACAAAUUGUGAAAUCAGACUUAAGUUCAUGCAGUGAAUAUAAAAAACUAUGUAUGACAUGUUUAAACCAAACAGAUGAGAAUAAUAAACAAACAGAUUCGCGAUGUUAUGUACAUGACAACAAAAUGGAGAAAUUUCCAGGUAUCAACGCUGGUCACUUCAAAAGUGAAGGAAAAUUUGCUGAUCCUCCUUGUUGUAGCAUAUCGUGUUACAAUACACCUGCAUGUUUAGCAUACUACAGUCCUGUGUGCCAGUCAGAAGUAGACAAAAAGAUAACAUUAGAGGAUAAAAUCUGCAUGGAUGGCAACACAUAUCAUGUAUCAAUUAUACCAGAAUUUGAUUUUCAAAAGGGGAUAUUCAUGUGUCAUUUGAAGAAAACCAACUACUCACUUGGCUUUCGACUAAAACUCUCUAUAGAUUUGUUCAAAUUGAUCCAUCAAAAGAGUUUUCAAAGACAAGUAUUCAAGGAAGCAGAAUUAUCAAUCGAAAGUGAACAUGAAAUUAAAAAUCUCAACGCAUAUGACUUAAACAUCGAUGCAUUGAGAAUUGAAAUUCCCAAUACUAAAAGUGAACAAAAUACAUAUGACAGCCUCAGAGACAUCAUACUUCUGGGACGAAAAAAUGAGACACUCCAAGAUUUUCAAUUCUCCAUUCACCAAAUUCCAAAGUCAACUAAUAUUCAAGACUACAAACCACCUGUAGAACGUGCUUUACAUACCGAUUCAGCUUUUACAACCAUACAAAGCAGUAAACCGCAUGCUUUUAGUUCAGUCAACUGGAAAAAUGAAGGCUGUGACUUAAAUGUUUAUGAAAAUAUCCUACCAACAAAAGAGUUUUCCGAUUUUCUAGCUAAAGGUCAACCAGUUGACAUUUAUGCAAUCUCAAAUACCAACAGAAAUGCAAUAAAUUCAAUAUUAAGUCAAGGCGACAAUGUUUAUUUAGAUAAACCGCACAAUUUUCGACUAAACAAUAAACAAACCAGUUUGCCAAGUGUGAAUAUCAAACUGUCAGGUAAAUAUUGA